Molecule: messenger RNA, 2040 nt
Organism: Adelges cooleyi (spruce gall adelgid)
Lineage: Eukaryota; Metazoa; Arthropoda; Insecta; Hemiptera; Adelgidae
Exons: 2
Coding region: 1-2040 (679 amino acids)
Source: RefSeq, a predicted model, not a curated record
AUGUUCUUCGCCAUCGUGCUGACAUUGGCGGUAAAAACGAUUGCUAUCGGGUCCGCCGUGGAUACGGCGAACGCAAAUGAUUUACCAUCCGUUCUCUCUGUCUCUCCCACUGACAAUUCCGAAGCGGGCGAACGCUAUUCCCGAAGUUUCCCGCAAAAUUCCUCUUCUACUAAUCCGGAUUGGACACGCAAAACCCGAAAAGGACCUGCUCAUCCAGCCUUGCCACCAAUUUCCCCACCAUUUAUUGACGAUAUAGCAACGGCAGCUAAACCUAAAAAAACCACCACCAAACAACGCAAAACCCGACAGUGGCCGGGAACUGCUCCUCCUUUUUACGGAGGCUUUGACAGUUUGCCUCCAGAGUCCCCUCCCAUUAAUCCCAACUGGGACAGCUUGCCACCAGAGUCCCCUCCUAUUAAUCCAUCAUGGGACAGUUUGCCACCAGAGUCCCCUCCUAUUAAUCCAUCAUGGGACAGUUUGCCACCAACUUCACCUCCUUUCAACGACGAUGUAAAAAAGGGAGGUAACACUAAGACAAUAAAUACCAAACCACGCAAAACCCGACAGUGGGAGUCCCCUCCUAUUAAUCCCAAUUGGGACAGUUUGCCACCAGAGUCCCCUCCUAUCAAUCCAGCCGAUGACAGUUUACCACCAGAGUCCCCUCCUAUUAAUCCCAGCUGGGAUAGUUUGCCACCAGAGUCCCCUCCUAUUAAUCCCAAUUGGGACAGUUUGCCACCAGAGUCCCCUCCUAUUAAUCCCAACUGGGACAGUUUGCCACCAGAGUCCCCUCCUAUUAAUCCCAACUGGGACAGCUUGCCACCAGAGUCCCCUCCUAUUAAUCCCAGCUGGGACAGUUUGCCACCAGAGUCCCCUCCUAUUAAUCCAUCAUGGGACAGUUUGCCACCAACUUCACCUCCUUUCAACGACGAUGUAAAAAAGGGAGGUAACACUAAGACAAUAAAUACCAAACCACGCAAAACCCGACAGUGGGAGUCCCCUCCUAUUAAUCCAGCCGAUGACAGUUUGCCACCAGAGUCCCCUCCUAUCAAUCCAGCUGAUGACAGUUUGCCACCAGAGUCCCCUCCUAUUAAUCCCAACUGGGACAGUUUGCCACCAGAGUCCCCUCCUAUUAAUCCCAGCUGGGACAGUUUGCCACCAGAGUCCCCUCCUAUUAAUCCCAGCUGGGACAGUUUGCCACCAGAGUCCCCUCCUAUUAAUCCCAACUGGGACAGUUUGCCACCAGAGUCCCCUCCUAUUAAUCCCAGCUGGGACAGUUUGCCACCAGAGUCCCCUCCUAUUAAUCCCAGCUGGGACAGUUUGCCACCAGAGUCCCCUCCUAUUAAUCCCAGCUGGGACAGUUUGCCACCAACUUCACCUCCUUUCAACGACGAUGUAAAAAAGGGAGGUAACACUAAGACAAUAAAUACCAAACCACGCAAAACCCGACAGUGGCCGGGAACUGCUCCUCCUUUUUACGGAGGCUUUGACAGUUUGCCUCCAGAGUCGCCUCCUAUUAAUCCAUCCUGGGACAGUUUGCCACCAGAGUCCCCUCCUAUUAAUCCAUCCUGGGACAGUUUGCCACCAGAAUCUCCUCCUAUCAAUCCAGCCUUUGACGAAAAAGCCGUUUCGAAAGCUCCAUCGCCUACUUUUCCGGAAAUUGCGAUGCGCAAACGUCGCGCAAUCAGUCGUCUGGACGGUGACUGUGCACCUUCCCAAUUGAUAGGUGCUGUCCAUCCAGUGGCUUUAAUGAACUACAUGAGAAAGCAUCGUAGAAUGAAUAGAAUGCGAAUGAGGAUGAAGAGUUUGUACAACCAAAUGAGAAGUGAACCGCUACUGUCGACGCUCAAUCCGCACUUCUACACCACGUUUGUCAGGUUCAAUUUGGAGUUUGACCAACAUUUCCGAGACCCCCGUCGCUUCGCGAAAGCCGUCAAGAAUAUAUUGGCCGAACACCGGAAGUUGAUCCGUCAACGGGCAUACAGCUAUGUCAAGCCGAUCAAACAACUCAGUUGCAACGCAUGGAAAUGGUACAACGCAUAA